AUGAGAUCCAUCUUGCAGGCGGCAGCUUUUGCUGUCACUGCAUCGGCGGCAGUCCUUCGAAGGGACCAAUGCUGCUUCCAGAUCAACUCUUCCGGAGGUGUCUCAGGCGUCAUGGGCCAGUACGAAGAUGGUCAGAACAGAAUCAAUGGCAGCUAUGCGCCCGCGACCUACUGCUACAGCAACGGCGGCAUCGUCGAUGCUCACGGCCGUGGAUGCGUUGUGACAUAUACCAACGACGCCACUCACCAGUUCCAAUGCGACCUGAACAGGCCCCCAACUUACGGCUUCUCGAUUGCGAACAAUGGCAGCAUCAUGUAUCAGGGCAGCGACCAAUUUUACGCCUGCCCGUACAUUACCGAGUACAACGUGUACACAACCUGGCUGAAAGGACAAGACAAGUGCCGACCUAUCAAGUUGAGCACUAACGGCACUUGCUCUGGCGCUGCUCCAUCCGGCGGUUUCGCUGCUCCAUCUGGCUACUCAGUCCCAUCAUCGCAGACUUCCGUUGGCGCCGUGGGCAGUGUACCUGGUUACGGCCAGAGCACCGGUGGCUACUCUUCUGCUGCUCAACCUUCCACGGCGGGCUACAGCUCCGCUUCACAGCCUGUCGUACCUGGCUACGGCUCUGGCUCUGCCUCCCAGCAAACCCAGCCUGCCUACACCUCGCAAACCAGCGCUCCAGGAUACUCUUCGGCAACCGAAGUCGGUGCCAUCACUGAAACCACGGCGCCCGGUUACGCCUCUCAAUCAGUCCCUGGCUACGGCUCUCCCUCCGCCUCCCAGGAAACUGUGCCUGCUCAGAGUACGUAUGGCUCUCAGAGUGUGCCAGCCUCCGCUUCAUCGUCACAGCCUGUUGUACCAGGUUACGGAUCUUCUUCCAUCGUCCAGGCGACAUCGGAGGCAAGCGCUCCAGGCUAUGGUCCUUCGUCCGAGUCUGUUGCCACUGCCCCAUUCAGUGCCGCAUCUGUUUCAACUGCUUCGCUUCCUACUGCCAGCUCUGAGACCGGUGCUACCGUUCCCGCAUACAGUGCUAGUUCGGCCACACAGGCGACUGCCCCAAGUGCUUCGCAAUCUAUCAUAGUUGGAUCCAGCUCUGCCACGUUCCCUGCCGUCAGCUCGGAGACACAGGCAACCGUGCCGGCGUACAGCUCGUCUGCUUCUGUUUCCUCUGAAAGCACUAAGCCCGCCGAGAGCACCGUUGCCACUUCGAUAGAGAGCAGCCCAGUCCAAAGCGUGCCUGGUGAGACCUCUACCGCAGCAAUUCCCUCGUACCCAGUGGGAAGCUCCAGCAGCAUUCUACCAGAGGAGACCACCACACCGGCGAGCGCUUCUAGCACUGGCAGCGGCCCUGUACCAAGUGGCAGCGCACCAGCAGGCACUACGGUUACCGUCGACACUACGUACUACACGACUUAUUGUCCAGUGACCGCGACUCAGACUUCUGGUGGCUCCACUUAUACUACCACCUACUCCACCUGGUCUACUUUACCCGUCGUUGGUGGCUCUACUGGCACCGGCAUCUUUGCCAGCUCCGCAAGUGCACCAGGCUCGUCAGCUGAGGUGAGCACCGGCGUGGCUCCUUCUCCAAGCUCUGCUAUCAUGACCACUGCUACUGUCUCGGAGACCAAAGUCAUUACGAUCACUUCCUGCGCAGCGACUGUGACCAAUUGCCCUGCACGCAGCGCCACUGAGGUUUACACUACCAGCAGCGUCAACGUCUACACCACUGUUUGCCCUGUCGAAUCUGCAUCUUCGCUGUUGUCUUCUGCGUCCUCUACCGCACCAGCAAGCAGUGUGGCCACCGAGACCGCUCCAGCUACUAGCAGCCCCGUCUCAGCGCCUCAGGGCACUGCGCCAGCAUCAAGCUUGCCCGUGACCAGUGUUGCUUCCACCAGCACUGGAGCCGUGGCAUGGUCUAACAGCACCACCUGCACCGAGUCCACUGCUGCCUUCAGCACCACACCAGCUGCAUCCUCGGCUUCCGAGUCCUCUCCGGCCACCACCUCGGCUGCAUCCUCACCAUCCAGUAGCGGCACUUCCACCACCACCGGCACGGCUUGCCAGACUUCUCUGACGGGCAGCUACCAGACUCCUCACCUCAUCAUCCCAAUCUCCUCUGGUUCGCCCGACACUGCGUAUGCAACCAGCUACAAUGCCUCGAUCAACUCGGACUGCAGCACCAUCUUCAACUUCGACAUUCCCGAGUCGUACGCCGGCAAGACGUGCUCCGUGAUCUUCCUUUUCCCCAAGCAAGAAGAUCUCGAGACGUCGGCGUACACUUUCAACGGCGAGGGAGACAUCGACUUCUAUGAGUUGAGCGGAGUGGCCACCGAGGCCACGACAUACAACAACGCUCCGAGCAAGAACGAGACGUUGAACACGAUUGCUAUCCAAGAGGGCAACAGCUAUGUCGUCUCGACCGGGGCUUGUGCGGCUGGCACGACGGAGAGCAUCGAAUUGAGCUCCAGCAAUGGAUUGAGCUUGGAGUUCUUUGAAGAUUGGAACCCGAGCAGCUUGGGGCUCUACAUUACGGCUUGCUAA
Lecanosticta acicola is the source of this 2541-nucleotide messenger RNA. The record is from the annotation of a GenBank genome assembly. NCBI's taxonomy places the organism in Eukaryota, Fungi, Ascomycota, Dothideomycetes, Mycosphaerellales, Mycosphaerellaceae.